GGACUUCCGGCGCGGUGCGGAAGCGGCGGCGUAGUGGCGGAGUAGGCGGCGCGGAUGCUGGCGGCACGGCACGUCGUGUGCGCCCUGUCCGGCGGCGUGGACAGCGCCGUGGCCGCGCUGCUGCUGCGACGCAGAGGUUACCAGGUGACGGGGGUGUUCAUGAAGAACUGGGACGCCCUGGACGAGCAUGGCGUCUGCACCGCCGAUAAAGACUGCGAAGACGCCUACAGGGUUUGCCAGAUCUUAGACAUCCCUUUCCACCAGGUGUCCUACGUGAAGGAGUACUGGAACGACGUGUUCAGUGAUUUUCUAAAUGAAUACGAGAAAGGAAGGACUCCCAACCCUGACAUCGUCUGCAACAAGCACAUCAAGUUCAAGUGCUUUUUCCAUUACGCGGUGGAUAACCUUGGAGCGGACGCAGUUGCCACGGGCCACUACGCACGGACGUCCCUGGAGGAUGAGGAGGUCUUCCAGCAGAAGCACGUGAAGAGGCCAGAGGGGCUUUUCAGAAACCGAUUUGAAGUUAGAAAUGCGGUAAAGCUUCUGCAGGCAGCUGACAGCUGUAAAGACCAGACCUUCUUUCUCAGCCAGGUUCCCCAGGAGGCCCUGCGGAGAACCCUCUUCCCCCUGGGGGGGCUCACGAAGGAUUUUGUAAAGAAAAUAGCUGCUGAGAACAGACUGCAUCAUGUGCUGCGGAAGAAGGAGAGCAUGGGCAUCUGCUUCGUGGGCAAGAGGAACUUUGAAAAGUUCAUCCUGCAGUACUUACAGCCGCGGCCUGGGCGCUUCAUCUCCAUAGAAGACGGCACCGCGCUGGGGACACACAGAGGUUGGUUCCUGUACACGUUAGGCCAGAGGGCCCGGAUCGGCGGCCUGCGCGAGCCCUGGUACGUGGUGGAGAAGGACGGCGCCACGGGCGACGUGUUCGUGGCCCCCCGGACGGACCACCCGGCCCUGUACAGGGACCUGCUGCGGACCAACCGCGUGCACUGGAUCGCGGAGGAGCCGCCCGCAGCCCUGGUCCGCGACAAGAUGAUGGAGUGCCACUUCCGCUUCUGCCACCAGAUGGCGCUAGUGCCCUGCGUGCUGACCCUCAACCAGGACGGCACCGUGUGGGUGACGGCGGUGAAGGCUGUGCGGGCCCUCGCCCUGGGACAGUUCGCCGUGUUCUACAAGGGGGAGGAGUGCCUGGGCAGCGGGAAGAUCCUGCGCCUCGGACCGUCGGCCUUCACGCUCCAGAAGGGCAAGAGCCGGUCCAGCGUGGCCACCGAGGGCCCCGGCGACGGCCCCGGCUCGGGACCUGCGCCCUGAGCACCGGAGCGGCUGCGGAGGAGCAGAGCCUGGGGCGGCCCGCGGCAUCGCUGCUGCUGGAACCGCUGCCCAGGAGGGGCCAGGACUUGCUGACUGGGGGUCUGUCCAGGGGCCCGCCCGUAGUGCCUCUUACACCCUGGAGGGGCCGCAGGGACCGCAUGGAAUAAAAACCUGUCCGGCA
Myotis daubentonii (Daubenton's bat) is the source of this 1489-nucleotide messenger RNA. RefSeq names its product tRNA mitochondrial 2-thiouridylase (gene TRMU). The record is from RefSeq and is a predicted model, not a curated record. Gene Ontology annotation, biological process: tRNA wobble position uridine thiolation. Gene Ontology annotation, cellular component: mitochondrion. NCBI's taxonomy places the organism in Eukaryota, Metazoa, Chordata, Mammalia, Chiroptera, Vespertilionidae. Gene Ontology annotation, molecular function: sulfurtransferase activity.